This is a messenger RNA of Toxoplasma gondii ME49, 6557 nucleotides long. Its product is annotated as ribosomal RNA large subunit methyltransferase J protein. The transcript has 19 exons. Gene Ontology annotation, biological process: 7-methylguanosine mRNA capping. Bases 1008 to 5276 code for a protein of 1422 amino acids. Gene Ontology annotation, cellular component: nucleus; cytoplasm. Gene Ontology annotation, molecular function: methyltransferase cap1 activity. NCBI's taxonomy places the organism in Eukaryota, Apicomplexa, Conoidasida, Eucoccidiorida, Sarcocystidae. The record is from RefSeq and is a predicted model, not a curated record.
GCAGAGUGGCAAAAUCGACGAUUGUUUCGCCGUUCUCUUUCUCACGCCUCGAAGCGACGGGGCCCGCCAACUGCUGAAGCUCCUCACUUCUGUCGAGUAGCGACGUAUCAGCCCGUGAAAUUGGAGAACGCUUCCUUUUUAAGAUCGCAGGAGCAGAUCCUUGUGCUUGCAGAACGUAUUUCGCGUAUCGUCCUCUCUCUGCGUUUCACGUCCCCUCUCGCUUUGUGGCCUCGCAACGCCUCGCGCUGCGUUUCUCCUUUGCAUGUGCUCGCUGGUCUUGCAAGCUCUUCAGAUUCAUUGGCGGAUACCGACUUUUUUGACUGGCGCAUGCAUUCGUUCACGCUGGAACUCAGACAGAGAAAGAGCGAAUGCUGGUUUGAGGAAGCGGCAAGAUGCACUGCGAUGUACACAGCACCCUUUUAGACCGACACAGAUGUAUGGAAGCCAUGCGAGACUUUCGGCCAGGUUGUUCGUCUCAUCUUCCUCUUCUGGAUGGAACACCAAGGGAACUGGAUUUUUAUGUUUAAGAAAAAGUGGCUGAGGGACGUUUCCACGGCCCUCAGGAUUUUUCGUCUUCACAUUCGUCAUUCAUGAAUUUCCACGCGGUUCCCUUUCCUGGGCGCGCGACAGAGUCAUCUUUUGUCCGUUGCCUACUCGUCUUUGUUUGAUCCCUGCUUCCUCGGUUGUUCAACCUGCCAGUAAACUGACGUCCCCACCUCUCGUCUCCGUCUUUCCUAGAUGUAAUUUCAUUCCUCUGUCCUCUCCGUCGUUUCACCGUCUGUCGACUUCUUCAGCUUCCCCGUCUUCUUCUCACAUGCUCUCGCCCUCUACCUUCUGUACUUUCCUGUGACUGUUCUGUCUCCGCCUUUGCCGCCAGAGGCUUGUCGUUUCGUUCCCCCUCUCGUCGGGUCCUCCGGAGAAGUAUCUCCCCUGACUGUGUGACAGUGUCUUUGACUCUGUUUGUCUCCGCGCUUUGUCUGCUGCCUCCUCGUCGUCUCCUUCGGAAAAUGAAGGACACAGAGAUCCCCUCGUCUUCGUCUGCAGGCCCGCACCCGUCUGUCUCUGCUUCUGGACUUUUGAUUCACUCGAAUUUGCCCGACAUUCGCCUUGAGCGCUUCUACUGCUUCCGUUCGAGUCUCCAGCGACUUCAGUAUGCCGGCUCUCAGCUUCCACCUUCUUCCUCGCCCUGUCGAAACUGCGAGAAGAAGAGGGUGAAGUGCAUCUGUGAAAGCGUUGCGACCCAAGUUGGCCAGAUGCCUGCUUUUUCUUUGCCGGAAGCAGAGAAAGUUCGAACACAACUCGACCAAGUUCGACAACGUCUCAGUUCGAUAGAAAUCGCAGAGUGGAAGCGCCACACAAAUGCCACAGAUGUGAUGAAGCGGGUCCUCCCCACGAUCCGAGAAAAGGUCAAAGACAGCAUGGGGUUUGCGCCAGAACUGGUGAUCAAUUCGUGGGCGAAAUUGUACGAAAUUUUGGCUCAGACCCCAGCGCUGCCGCCUCUCCCGUCCUGUCUUUCGUCUCAAGGCUUUCUCGACUCUCACGGCGCCCGGACGCCUGCAGGUCCCUGCAUCAAAAGUGUGCAUCUCUGUGAAUGCCCUGGAGGCUUCAUUGCUGCCACAAAUCAUUUCAUCAAAACCAAAACAAAGGGCGCACUUGGCCAUUUGUGGCGCGCGGUCUCGCUGUCACCGUACCAUGAGGGAGGGAAUCCCUCCGAAUUGCUCGACGACGAUGUGCUGUACAGACAGACCGAGGACCUCUGGCUCACAGGCUACGACGAGACUGGAGACAUUGUGAAGAAGCGAAACAUCGAAUUCAUUUGGAAUCACACAUCCAGGGAGCCUAGGACUCGAGACAACCCUGCGCCCUUCGGUCUGGCGGAUCUUGUGACAGCCGACGGUUCCUUUGACGUUCAAUUUGCUCCACACCUGCAAGAGGAGCUGACGGCGCCUCUGGUAUUCGCCGAGGUCGUUUGCAUGCUGGGCCUUUUGAAUAUAAGAGGCACUGGCAUUGUCAAGAUGUACGGUCUUCUCUCUCACCAGUCGAUCUCCAUUCUCGCCAUCUUAAGCAUGUGUUUCAACCACGUGGUUCUGGCCAAGCCUUCUAUGAGCCGUCCGGGGAACUCGGAGCUUUACGCGGUUUGCCUCGAGUUUGUCGGCAUCCGUUCGUCCUUUUUGUCUGUUCUCUCGCGGCUGGUCGACUCCGUCCAAGACGUUCUCGGAAAGCAAGGAAAAACGAUCAUCCCCAAGAACUGGCUGCCAGAGGAAUUUCUUCAAGAAUGCGUCGAAGGUGCCCGGUUCUUCGCGUCUCACCAGAUUCAACAGAUCGACCGAAAUCUAGGACUCUUUCGGCAGCUGGACCAGGCGGCGCUGCAGCGGUGCUUGCAAAGGCAGCGCGAGAAGGCGACCGAGUUCCUUCGCAGAAACAAGAUCGAGCCGAUAAACUUCCAAGACCGCAUCGUCAAGGAUGUGCAUUUCAUGACGGAUUGGGCGAAGAACCCCUUCACAAAUUCGACGAGAAGAGCCACGAGACGCAGGGUGCAGGGAACUCUGGCAGACCGCGAACGGGGUCACGCUCUCUUUGAGGCUCUGCACAGUGCACGAAGACGCCAGUGGGAAGCUGCGGCUCGGCGGAUAGACGGAGACUCUGGCGGCGAGCGACGAGGCCGGACAGGCGGGAGACUGAUUCCUUUUGUCAAGCCUGAGGCAGCAGUGGAGGCCGUCUGCGCGUUCGUCGAGGCGCAGCGGAGAAGCGCGGAAGAGACCGCUCAGAAUGGAGAGGGCGCUGUGGAGAGGACCGACUCCCUCGCAGAGUAUCUGGAGCUUCUGCCGCGCUCGGGGGACCAAAACGACGGAGAGGAACCCCAGGGAGAACGCGAUUCCUCAACUCCAGGCGUCGUGGUUUCAAAGCGCCUGCCGUUUUGGUUGAAUCAUUUCGGCCGGCACUUGAAGCCUCGUCGCUCUGUUUCCUCGAAAUCUAGGGGCGACAGCGACACUCGCAAUUCCGGCAGCGACCUGCUUUCCUUCUUCGCCGGCAUCUCUGGACACAGCCAAGCUUCAGACGAGUGUGCGUCUGCCUCAGCGGAGGCUCCAGGCGCUGAGGAUCCAGACGCAGAGCGCGAAGAAGCAGAGCAUGAAGAAGAAGAGGGAGAAGAAGAGAAGGAGCAACGUGAAAGGUGGACCAAGGAGUUGAGCAAAGGACUCCAUCGGAAGGACUACUUGCGAUCAAAAAGUCGAUGGAUCACACCUGCUCUGGCCAUACGACCCUUCGCGGUCCGUCUCUCCCGAUUUGCAGACGACCAAUUCAUGGCGUUGCUGAUGGAGAAGCGGCUCCGUCUCCCCUUUGUUCUGCCCUAUCUGCCUUCGGACUACUUGGUCUCCGAGGGAGAUCACUCGCCGCCCUCUCCAGUCGCGGCCAGAUGCCUCUCGCUUCCCUCCAGUUUCACCGUCGAUCUGGCCCUCGCGCUGCUGCGUCUCUGCCCCGCCUCGCCGUCGUCUGUGGCCUCCGAGAGGGCAGCGUUGCCGGGCAGACAGCAGCGCCUCGACGCCUGGCGCGGGAGACUGGCGCAGCGAUACCCUUCGGGGUAUCUGGAGUUGUCUUCGCUGCCGGAGACAGAAGGCGACGCUCUGCACAGUGGAGACCGCGAGGCGGGAGAGCGACAAGGCGCAGGUGUGCUCCAGGACCUCUUUCUCCGCGCAGAGGUGCAGCUUCGAGGGUCUCUCCUCCUCAACGGCGUCUCCUCCCGCGAUGACGGCGAGGCCGAGGCCGACAGCCGCGGCGGAAGUUCGAGCGGGGAUCCGCCGCCUUUCUUCGACGAUUUCUCAGAUUGGGGCGUCGAUGCAGAGACGGACGGGAGACAGCGCAGAUGCGAGGCCGCAGUGGGGAAACAAACAGGAGAAAAAGGAGUGUCGCAUCUUGAUCUCCUCGGUGAAUUUGAAAGGGGAACAAAGAGUGCAGAACUCAUUCAGAAAUUCACAUCGAAGUGUCUGAGCGCAGUUGGCCUCGUCUACGCCGACGUCACUCGCCUCGAACAGACGGACUCUCAACAUGCAUCCCAGAGGCAGACUUCGUUUCCUCUUUCUCCUUCGUCGCCUUCUUCUUUCUUUGAGCUGCGUGAGGGCUGUGAGGUCGAGCGAGCCUUCAUGGAGAUCGCGGAGGCGGAAAUGAGAAGUGGAGUCCUUCUCGUUGGCCAGCUGCUCGAGGCCAUGACUGUCCUGGAGUCGAACGGAGACCUGAUUCUUCGGCUUCACUCAGUGUACAUGCGUUUCACAGCGAGUCUCCUUCUGCUGCUCUCCAGCGCCUUCUCCAACGCAGCGUUCUUUGCUCCAGCGUCGCUGCCCUCGUGGCGCAACCAGCGCUUCUUUCUGGGCUACUCCUUGAGACCUAUCGAGGCCGGAGAGACCAAGAAGAUUCUCGGCGCAGUCUGGGAUGCGCUUGUGGACCUGCAGUCGAAGCGCAAUCGGGAAGAAGACGAGAGACAGAGCCGCGAGGGAUCCGCAGGUGCAAACGGCAGAAAUGCGAGGAACGACGACGCACCGGCGUGGACCGUCUCUCAGUGUCUGCCCUCCAAACUCUUCACGAGCCUGGUGCCAUCCACAUGGCUGUGCCAGUGGAACGACUUUUUCCUGCUUGCGCAAAUUCGCGACGUGGACCGGCGCCUCAAAUUGUUUACCGCGGCGCGGCGUGUGCUCUCCGAAAAGGAUUGCCCGUCUCCGAGCCUGUCGACUGCUGCGCGCUGUUCGGAGGCGAACGAGGACGCAGAAGAACGCAUGCAGAAGCGGAGGCGGUGCGACGAAAUGGCGCCUGUCAUGCAAGCAAGCAAGCAGCAGACGCCGGAGACAGAGAAGACUUCCGAGAUGCGCAGGGCAGCGCCGGAUGAGAAGGGCGCUUUAGAGGAACAAAUCGCUUCUGCGUUGUUUCUUCGCACGCGAGAAAAACGCGAAAAAAUCGUCGUGCGAUUCUUGGAGAAACUCGGUGUUGGUGAUUUCCUCCUCCCGGAAGCCUCGCCGUUCCGGCAGCUGCUCUCCCGGCCGGCCUCUCAGAAGACACAGCGCCACACACCCGACGCGGAGGCCGCGCAAAGCGAAACAACGAAGAUCGCGGAAGAACCGCAGAAGAAGGCUUCUAAGCCAUGGGAACAUCUCUUGACGGAGGCCGCAGAGAGCGCCGACCGUGCAUGGGGAAAUGUGAAAUUCCUUUCGCUCGAGAGCAUUUGUCAGGCGGCUGUCGGCGAGGGUCUCCAACGCGAGAACGAAGCGUCUUUCUGGCGCAGUGCAUAAACCAGUAGUGUUGUGCGAAUUCCAGAAAGCCGUUUGGCCUCUCGUGACACCGCAGAGAAACUGGAAAGUCGUUGAAGGGGAUACGCCCUUCGCUCGAUUGGCCUUGCCCCGUGAGCGCCUCCCACAGGGAGGUCAAAGAGGUCGAGGCAAACGGCGACUCGAAAAGAAACGCGACAUCACCCUUUGAUAAAGGCGAAGAAGGAGAGGCGACGCAGGUCUCGCUCGCGGAUCACUCGGACAGAGACACUGCUGUCGAGCCUCUUUUUCUACGUCGACUUUUGAGGGUCCUAGAAUUCGCAGGUGUGAUAUCAGACAGGAUUUUCUCAGUGCGUUUCUCAGAGAAUACAUGCACUUCAGUUGUCUUCACCCAUGUCACGAGAAUGGGGAAAGUCGCUUCGAGGAAACAGAAGACUGCGUUUUUCUUCGAUGCGUUCGCUUUUGCUCUGGCCGAGUUCCGCCAACCUUGCGUUUGUGUACUCGGAAGCGAAGACGAGCACUCAGCUCUCCAACAGAGAGAAGGGGAAAAACGCGACCGACAUCGCAGGCGUCGCCUCUCUGGAAGUUCUGCUGAAAAACGAAAACCUCCAGAGGCUUUCUCAGAUUCCGGUUGCCCUUCUUCUCAGUCGUUCUCGUCUUUCGAAGUAUAUCUCUACGUCUAUCUGCCUUCGGUCGCGUAUUUCAAAGUCUGUGUCUCUACAUCUAUCUGCCUUCGGUCGCGUAUUUCAAAGUCUGUGUCUCUACGUCUAUCUGCCUUCGUCCCAGUUUAAAUUCUUCUCGAAUCGUUCUUUCUUCGCCUUUUCUAGUUUCUCUUCUUCUUUUCGGGAACCUGGGGAGGAGGCAGGCAUGUUGGCUUGAGCUGUGUUGGAACGCGUUUAUCAGUUCGCUCCUCUGGUGGCACUCUCCAGUGAACUGCAUAACUUUGACCGGGUGCAACGCUUUCAUAAAUGCAUCCACCAUUUAUUUCUAACUUUUCUGGAAGCCGCUUUCGAGCCUCAGAGCCAGCCGUCCGCCGUCACAGGGCCUCCUCGAGGCGUCCAGACUGCUACGAUAAAAAAGCGAACGCAUGCGCUUCCCUGUCGAGAAAUUUACGCAUGUGUAUAUGCGCACACAAAUAUAAACAGCUGCUCCAAAGCACACAUACCUGCACGCGUAUAUCCGUAAACAGAAACCAGAGAAGAAAAAAGAUAAGCGCGGCUGACAAGGCGUCUUGCGACAGAACAUGACACAUAGAACAUCAGACUGUUUCGAUAAAAGAAGAGACAAAAUACCAAAGAAUAAGUG